Notolabrus celidotus (New Zealand spotty) is the source of this 1748-nucleotide messenger RNA. It is a transcript of the gene cep43, whose product is annotated as centrosomal protein 43. The coding region runs from base 99 to 1637 and encodes 512 amino acids. Gene Ontology annotation, biological process: microtubule anchoring. Gene Ontology annotation, molecular function: calcium ion binding; protein binding. Gene Ontology annotation, cellular component: centrosome. The transcript has 20 exons. Lineage: Eukaryota; Metazoa; Chordata; Actinopteri; Labriformes; Labridae. The record is from RefSeq and is a predicted model, not a curated record.
AGAAGAAGAAGAAGAGUCACUUCCGUGUUGUUUGUUUUGGUCCGUCGUCCUGACAGCAGCCGUUAGCUUCAGUUAGCUCCAGCUAGCUUCAGUCCAACAUGUCAGCCACAGAGGACGACACGGAGCUGAGGGACCUGCUGAUCCAGAACCUGGAGAACAGCGGAGUCCUGAACAAGCUGAAGGCAGAGAUGAGGGCUGCGGUGUUCCUGGCGAUGGAGGAGCAGGACAAACUGGAGAAUAAAACUCCUCUGAUCAACGAGAACCUGAAGAAGUUCCUCAACACUAAAGACGGUCGCCUGGUGGCCGCUCUCAUGGUGGACUUCCUGCAGGUCUUUAACCUGGACUUCACGCUCGCCGUGUUCCAGCCGGAGAUCAACCAGCUGAACGGUCUGGACGGUCGGGACCAGGUCUGCAGAGAUCUGGGUCUGUCAGAGUCCGAGGUGAACAGGAACUCUCCUCUGCUGCUGGAGCUCGUCAAGAGGCGACACAAAACCCCCGAGGAAAACAGAAGCGGAAACAUCGCUAAGGAGCCGACUCAGAAACAGAUCACACACGCCCGUAAGAAGUUCGACGCCUACGACAAGGACGGGAGCGGCUCGGUUCCAAGAGAAGACCUGAAGAAUGUCUUCACAGAUCUGUUCCCCAGUUUGAACAAGAACAUGUUGGAGAAGUUCAUCACUGAUGAGCUGAAAGCAGUAGAUAAAACUUUCUCCAAAGCGGUGGACUUCCAGCUGUUCCAGGGGUUUUACAGACGUCUCUUUGCUCAGUGCAGAAGUGUGGUGGUUCAGGACUCUGAUGUCAGUCAGCCGCAGAGUCUCGUACCUGAGGACAAAAUCAUCUCUCCAUCCAUCAGUAAGAUCCCCAGAUUUAAAGGCCAGAGUCACAGAGGCCAGAGUCAGACAGCAGCCAAGGACUCGGAGGGGAAAGGAGACUCCAAACCUCGAGAGACGACAGACAACAGGGCUUCCUCCUUUGGCCUGCAGAGGGACCCUCUGGACCUGGACCUGGAGGUGGACGACGAUCCUGAUGAGGGGGAUUCGUUCUUCGACGAUCCGUUGCCCAAACCGCAGAAGACAUAUGGCUGCUCUCCGUUUGGAGAGAAGGACUCAUCAGAGCGGACAAACAGUCCGAGAGAUCUGUCUGUCCUGGCUGCUGACUCAGAGGGCGAGCGAGAUGAUCCUCCCUCUGAACACAGUCAGACCUCUGAGCUCAGGAAGCCAGAGGCGUCCGGGGCCAGAGAGAGUCCAGUAGGGUCCCUGUCAGAGGCCCCGAGACCAGGAGGAGGAGGAGGAGGAGGGGGGAGCAGUGUGUCUGAGCAGAGCCACAGCAGGAACGGUGAGAGAUGUGUUCGUCCUGCAGGAGCGCCCAACUCCAGAGACCGAGGCUUCAGAGACUUAAAGGCCCUGAACGAUAAAACUGGAUCUCUGCACUUAGAUGACGACGUUGAAUAUGACGAUGACUUUAACAGUCAUCGGUCAGAUCUCUCCAAGAGCGAGAUCAGCAUCGGCGAGGAGAUCGAGGAAGUUUCCAUCGAGGGACCGGAGAACAGCGACAAGUUUGAUGAAACCACACAGGACCUGAGCGUCUCUCAGCUCAGCCAGAGCCACGGAGCCGACUACAUGGAGGAGGUGGCCUGACUUUCCCAUAAUGCACUACGCUUUUCUUUCCCAUCAUGCACCUCUUUGUAUCGCCAAUAUUUAAGUCUGUACAGUUUCAAUGAGCAAUAAAUAAAACAGUUUGUUUUAAGA